AUGAGUCAGUUCCUGGGACGGCAGGACUGUAUCGAGAGUCUCCGGGGAGACCUGGUGGAUCUGCAGGGCGCCAUCCUGGACGUGUUCUCCAGAACCGGCCCGAUCCACGUCCCGUCCUGGAAGUUCCCCGACAAACUCUCCUGUAACCUGGACAUGGUGGCGCUGCUGGGCCAGUAUGACUUUGUGGAGGGGGAGAGUGAAUUCAACCAGCACUCCCAUAUUGUUUUACUGGAGCUUGUGAUUGACAGGUAA
Molecule: messenger RNA, 252 nt
Organism: Limanda limanda (common dab)
Lineage: Eukaryota; Metazoa; Chordata; Actinopteri; Pleuronectiformes; Pleuronectidae
Gene: ccdc157
Product: coiled-coil domain containing 157
Exons: 1
Coding region: 1-252 (83 amino acids)
Source: RefSeq, a predicted model, not a curated record